Molecule: messenger RNA, 1756 nt
Organism: Ipomoea nil (Japanese morning glory)
Lineage: Eukaryota; Viridiplantae; Streptophyta; Magnoliopsida; Solanales; Convolvulaceae
Product: protein kinase 2B, chloroplastic-like
Exons: 6
Coding region: 269-1525 (418 amino acids)
Biological process (GO): protein phosphorylation
Molecular function (GO): protein kinase activity; ATP binding
Source: RefSeq, a predicted model, not a curated record
UUUCAACAAAAAAAUCACAAAGUAAAUGUGUAAGGGAAGGCCAGAGGAAGCUAGCUAGCUAGUCUUCCAUUUCCUUUUAGCCACUGCUGUGGGCUUUGUUUCCUCUCUUAUCUUUCUGUUUUCCAUCUCAGUUUACACCAAGAACCUAGCUUUUCUUCUAGAUUUCAGUUUAUGCUUAUUUUCUUGAGACCUUCAUAUUUAUUGCUAGAUUUUUGUGGGUCUUCAAGGCUUGGGUUUUUCUUGGUUGGUGUGUUAUUGUGUUUUCUUGAUGGGUAAUUGCGUUGGUUCCUCUGCUAAAGUUGAUGCCACUUUGAGCUCUCACACCCCCUCUGCUGCUGAAGUGGCAAGAGUUGCCAGCAAAACGAGCAGCUAUUCUGUCCCUUCCUCCUUAAGUAUUCCGUCAAAUGGUAGAAAAAGCAGUGUCGAUAGCCUCCCGACUCCACGUUCCGAAAGUGAAAUAUUAUUAUCGCCUCAUGUUAAAGCCUUUCAAUUUAGUGAACUGAGGAAUGCAACGAGGAACUUCAGACCCGACAGUCUUCUCGGGGAGGGAGGGUUUGGGUAUGUAUUCAAAGGGUGGAUAGACGAGCAUACUCUUAGUGCUGCAAAGCCUGGAUUUGGGAUGGUUGUUGCUGUCAAGAGGCUAAAGCCCGAAGGUUUUCAAGGUCACAAGGAGUGGCUGACCGAAGUUAAUUAUCUUGGGCAACUUCAUCAUCCGAACCUGGUUAAACUUAUUGGUUACUGCACUGAAGGUGAAAAUCGACUUUUGGUGUAUGAGUUCAUGCCUAAAGGCAGCUUGGAGAAUCAUCUGUUUAGAAGAGGGCCACAGCCUCUUAAUUGGGCUACGAGAAUCAAAGUUGCUAUUGGUGCUGCCAGGGGCCUUGCUUUCCUGCAUGACGCUAAAGAACAAGUUAUAUAUCGGGAUUUUAAGGCUUCAAAUAUUCUCCUAGAUGCGGAAUUCAAUGCAAAGUUGUCCGAUUUCGGUUUGGCUAAGGCAGGACCUACUGGCGAUCGUACUCACGUGUCCACUCAAGUAAUGGGUACACAUGGCUAUGCUGCCCCAGAAUAUGUAGCUACAGGACGCCUGAGUGCAAAGAGCGAUGUAUAUAGCUUUGGAGUUGUUCUGCUCGAGCUAUUGUCAGGGCGUCGCGCAGUUGAUAACACGAAUGUGGGCGUGGAGCAGAACCUCGUGGACUGGGCUAGACCGUAUUUAGGGGACAAGCGGAGGCUAUUUCGCAUAAUGGACACCAAACUCGGGGGGCAGUACCCUCAGAAAGGAGCAUUCACAGCUGCCAGCCUCGCAGUGCAGUGCUUAAGCCCCGAGCCUAAGCUCAGGCCAUGCAUGUCCGACGUCUUGGCUGCACUCGAGGAGCUCCAAGCCCCGAAAGGGUCUUCCAAACUCUUGCAACCGGAGCAACAACGCACUCCCAACCAUCCUAGAAUGUCGCCACUGAAGCAGCCGCCCCGAUCACCCAUGACUCCAACCCCCUCGGCCUCUCCACUGCUAAAGUCCCCGCGGGCAAGGUAGACAGACAUUUUGUGCAAGCUAAGGGGUUUUUUUUCUAUGUAAAUUCCUGAGAUUACAUCAAAUUUUACUAUAACAACAUGCUUCAAUAAAGCAUCAUUUGGAUUAUUGUGUAGAAUGUAGUGGAUGAUAAGUGAGUUAUAUUGAGAUGGGUUUUUAUAGCCUAUUCAGCUUCUAUCUGUAAAUAAAUAUAUAGCUUAUCUUUCAUGUAAUCUGAUGUUGCAUUCCCUGUCA